AGAAAGUUUUAAUUUUACAAUUUUUCCUAAUUUCGAAGAUAAGGUGUAAGAAAUCAGAAAAUAAUGAUGAAGUCAGUGCGAUUUGUGAAUAGGCUACAGAAUACCAUCGUCCAAAAAUCUGCAGCAGUUCGCCCAGGAGCUGUAGCAUGGAACCAGAUUCAGCGACAGAAGGCCUCAGCUGCCCAACCCCAAGAAACAGCUCAGACCACAUCUGCUCCCAAAUCAGAGGAAACCAAAUCUUUUGUAAUGGGCCUCUUCAAAGGUCAGGUCAAUUCUGGAGAAGUUUUCCCAUACCCUGAAGUAAUGAAUGAAGAACAGAAAGCCACGCUGGAAAUGUUAGUGGACCCCACACAGAAGUUUUUUGAGGAAGUUAACGAUGCACAGAAGAACGACACAUUGGAGAAGGUUGAAGACACCACGAUGCAGGGCCUUAGGGAGAUGGGGGCCUUUGGGCUUCAGGUGCCCACCGACCUGGGUGGCCUAGGAAUGACUAACACACAGUACGCUCGCCUCGUCGAAAUCGUCGGGGAAUCCGAUCUGGGCGUUGGCAUCACCCUCGGCGCUCACCAGUCCAUCGGCUUCAAGGGGAUCAUCCUCUACGGCACCCCCGAGCAGAAGGAGAAGUACCUGCCCUCGCUGGCGUCCGGAGAGAAGAUGGCCGCCUUCUGCCUGACGGAACCGGCCAGCGGUUCCGAUGCGAGCUCCAUCCGCACCAAGGCGGUUCUCAGUGAGGACGGCAAGCACUUCCUCCUAAACGGUAGCAAGAUAUGGAUCAGCAAUGGAGGUCUGGCCGAGGUGUUCACUGUGUUUGCACAGACUCCAGUCACUGACUCAGAAGGCAACACACAAGAUAAGAUCACAGCGUUCAUCGUUGAGAGGUCAUUUGGAGGAGUCAGCAAUGGUCCACCCGAAAAGAAGAUGGGUAUCAAGGCCUCCAACACAGCCGAGGUCUACUUUGAAGACGUCAAGAUCCCCAGAGAAAAUCUCCUCGGUGAGGUUGGAGAAGGAUUCAAGGUAGCCAUGAUGAUCCUGAACAAUGGUAGAUUUGGGAUGGGUGCUGCUCUUGGCGGUACCAUGAAAGGGCUCAUCAAGAAAGCCGUUGAGCAUGCAGCUGGUCGCAAGCAGUUUGGCGGUACCAUCGACACCUACGGUGCCAUCCAGGAGAAGCUGGCUCGCAUGGCUACGUUGCAGUACGUUAACGAGAGCAUGGCCUAUCUUCUGUGCUCCAACAUGGACUCUGGCUCUAAAGAGUUUCAGCUGGAAGCCGCCAUCAGCAAGAUCUUCGCCUCGGAGGCAGCAUGGUUUGUUGCAGAUGAAGCCAUCCAAAUCUGUGGCGGAAUGGGAUACAUGAAGGACUUUGGACUAGAAAGAGUAAUGCGUGAUCUGAGGAUCUUCAGAAUCUUUGAAGGAACCAACGACAUCCUGAGGCUCUUUGUCUCUCUUACAGGACUACAGAGUGCAGGCAAGCACUUACAAGGAUUACAGAAGGCAAUGCGCAACCCUGCAGGCAACAUUGGUGUGAUUAUGGAUGAGGCCAACAAGAGAGCAAAGAGGAUGGUUGGACUCAACUCGGGCCCCUCCCUGAACCAGUACGUUCACCCAGACCUCCAGGAGUCAGCCACCAAGGCAGCAACAUCCAUCGAGGAGUUCGGCGUCGCGGUCGAAGGCCUCCUCGUCAAGCACGGCAAGAAGGUUGUUGACAAGCAGUUCUUCCUGUGGAGAGUGGCCGAUGCAUCGAUUGACAUCUAUUCUAUGGUGGCCACGCUGUCAAGGGCAUCACGCUCGCUCUCAGAAAACGCCCCAGCCGCCGAACACGAGAAACAGAUCUGCCAGCUGUGGUGCAGCGAGGCAUCAGAGCGGGUCACGCGGAACCUUAAAGCCAUCCGCUCUUCCGAGUCCGCGGCCAACUUUGGCCGGUUAGCAUCCAUCUCCCAGCAGUUAGUUCAGAAUGGCGCCACAGUGCCAGAGCACCCCCUCAAAUGCUGAUUUCUAACCACCGACCGCACUCACUUAUAUACAACUAGAAAACAAUUCAAAGUGUAGCAUAAUGUACAUAUACUUGUAAUAUAUAUAGUUACACAUUAUAAUUGAAUGUAUAUUCUAUGCUAUUCAGGCGAAGUCUCAGAUAUUUUUAAAAAGUGUAAUAUUAACUGAUUGACAGUUGUUUUAAAAAAAUUGAGCUUACCUUAAAUCAUGAACUUGGAACAUAUUUUGACCAGAAUGAGUCCUUAGAUACUAAAAGAAAUAUGUGUGUGAUAAAUUAAUUUUGAAAUAAAAGAAGUACAUUAAUUAAAUUUCAGUAAUAAAUUUGCAUGUAAAAUUAACACAUAUUCAUAAUAAUCAUGACAUUUCAGAAUAAUCAUAAUAACAUUUCAGAAUAAUCAUAACAUAUCAUGAUAUAAAUAAUGGCAUUUGAUUGAUUGGUAAUACAAACUAAGUAUAAUAUCCUUGAAGUUUCAAAUAUGUGAACCCAUGUUCCAUUAUAUUGGAGGAAUUUGUCAAUAUGCAAACAGAUAUUAUUUUUAAAUAUAUAUAUAUCAUGAAAAGUGUUAAAUUCUUUCAUACUGAAAUUGUAAUAAGAAAAUAAAGAUUAUAGCGAAGAUACGAGAGUAAAUGUAUUUUCACUGAAUCGAAAAGACAGUGUGACCUACAAAAUUAUUCACCCCCAGCCAAAAAAAUCCUGUCCAUGGACAAUUAAAUCAAAACAAUUUGAGUCCCUUUUUAGCAGCAGUGGGUUCUGUUGAUCCAUAGGUGUGCUUUAUUAUUAAUUUGUUUUCUUUUUUAGUUGUUUGAGAUGGGCAAGCGAUCUUGAUGUCCUUGCAAGUGAGAUAAUGGUCCCAUUAAUGAUAUGGGCGAAUCUGAUGAUUUGUAAAUCACCCUGCACGGCCCAUGAUAUUGAUUGAUGAAAUAAUUUGUGUGGAUUUGGGAAAGCAAUGAAAGGUCUAUCACAUGACAAGUUUUCCUUUGGUGUAUUAUAUGUUCAUUCUAAUUUAUUUUAUUCUGCUUCUGUGCUGAUUACACUGUCCUUUUUAUGUUGAUGAAAUGUGUGACAGUAAGUGCAAAAUAAACACUAAAGAUUCAAAAUACAGUCAACACAGGCGAUAAAAAACAUUCGACUUACAUGUAUGCAAAACUUGACUCAGGAAGUGUAAAAGACACAUGCUUUACAUAGUUUGGUCCAAAAAUUGAUUUGACUUAGAGAAAAUUGGAUUUGUGCGACUUCGAAUAAUGCAGAGUUAAUUGUUUAAUUGUAUAAUAAUCCCCCCCCCCUAAAAAAAAACAUUUUGAAGAGGAUUUAGUACAGUCAUUUUUCUUGUUUUGCCAAAGUAUAUUUUAAAAAGCCGUGGCAUUUAAUUGAAGGAUCAAAAGUUGAAUCAUAGUGACAAUUAUACCACGUUGAUUUUUGAUACUUUAAAGAAAUGAUUGCAGUGUCAAAUGUUAAAAAUUAUUUCAUUUUUUGUUGUUAAUGAUAGAAUCUUAUCCCUGAAUGAAUCAAGUCCUAUGUUAUGCUACUUAUUGUGUACCGGGUAUUAUUUUGUUAAAAUGCUGCAGUCUUGUUUAUAAAAGUUAUUUGUUAUCCUUCCUACCGUCAUUAAAUUUGAGAGAUAUAAUAUAUCAUUUGUUUUUUUUGGGUAAAUAUCAAACAUUUUGGUAAGUGCAACAAUGAUGUUUUAUGGAAGUGCUUUGAAAGUUGUUUUACACAUAGACCAUAUAUGUCUUUAAUAGGAACAUGCAGGAAAAAUGUGCAGAGUGGUUGCCGUGCCCAGUGGAUACACCAAUGUCCAAUGUCAGCUUGGAAGCAAUACUAUGUACAUUUGUAAAUGAAAUGUCGCUUUAUAUCUAGCUGGCAUUUUUAAAGAGAUGUCUAAUAAAAUGUUUACAAUGUGAAGAUAUUAAA
This is a messenger RNA of Strongylocentrotus purpuratus (purple sea urchin), 3898 nucleotides long. It is a transcript of the gene acadvl, whose product is annotated as very long-chain specific acyl-CoA dehydrogenase, mitochondrial. The transcript has 15 exons. NCBI's taxonomy places the organism in Eukaryota, Metazoa, Echinodermata, Echinoidea, Camarodonta, Strongylocentrotidae. The record is from RefSeq and is a predicted model, not a curated record. The coding region runs from base 64 to 1986 and encodes 640 amino acids. Gene Ontology annotation, molecular function: fatty-acyl-CoA binding; flavin adenine dinucleotide binding; very-long-chain fatty acyl-CoA dehydrogenase activity.